Messenger RNA from Chenopodium quinoa (quinoa), 1041 nucleotides. RefSeq lists its product as uncharacterized. The transcript is spliced from 4 exons. The record is from RefSeq and is a predicted model, not a curated record. NCBI's taxonomy places the organism in Eukaryota, Viridiplantae, Streptophyta, Magnoliopsida, Caryophyllales, Amaranthaceae. Bases 1 to 1041 code for a protein of 346 amino acids.
AUGUCCAAUGACCUUAACAAGCCCUUCCGUUUUGAAGGCGCUCAUUUUAAAAGAUGGAAACAGAAAAUGCAGUUUUUCUUAACUGUUAAAAAAGUUCAUUCUGUAUUGACUGUCCCUAGGCCUGUUAUUCCUGAUAAUGCUGAACAAGAUGAUCUAGUGUAUUGGAAUUCUGAAAUUGAAACUUGGAAUGAAACCGAUUUCAUGUGCAAAAACUAUAUUCUUAAUGGUCUGUCUGAUAACCUGUAUGACUAUUAUAAUCUGGAAAACACCGCUAAGGAUUUGUGGGAUGCCCUGCAAAAGAAAUAUGACACCGAAGAAGCCGGUGCCAAAAAGUAUGCUGUUAGCAGGUACCUUAAAUUCCAGAUGACUGAUGAUAAGUCCGUGGAAGUGCAGUCCCACGAACUUCAGAAAAUUGCCCAUGAGAUAAUUUCCGAAGGUAUGGCUCUUGAUGAACAAUUUCAGAUUGCUGUUAUAAUUGACAAGUUGCCUCCUUCUUGGAAAGAUUUCAAAAACAGUCUCAGGCACAAGACUAAGGAAUUUUCCUUAGAGAGUUUGAUUACUCGGCUCCGUAUAGAGGAAGAAUCCAGAAAACAGGACCAGAAAGAAGAAGUCUUACAGCUCUCUGCAAACAAUGCUCCUAAGCGUUCUGCUGCAGUUCUCAAGCCCGCUGGCCAUAUGGCACGAAAGUGCAGGAACAUGCCUAACCCUGUACCACAGGCUAGCAUGAUAGAAGAGCCACUUGUGGCUAUGAUUACUGAGAUCAACCUUAUUGGUGGAUCAGAAGGGUGGUGGGUAGACACUGGCGCUACACGCCAUGUCUGCUAUGAUCGUCGGAUGUUUAAAACUUAUUCUGAAAACACCGAUGAUAAGAAAGUGCUGUUGGGUGAUUCCCAUUCCACUAAUGUUGCUGGUAUUGGGAAAGGUUAUGCUACUGAUGGCAUGUUUAAACUGAAUGUUGAGAUUAAUAAAAUUUCUGAUUCUGCUUAUAUGUUGUCUUCUUCUGUUAAUAUUUGGCAUGCUAGACUCUGUCAUUCAGGCUAA